GAGGAGGGAAGCGGCAACAGCGAGGGAGGGAAGAGUCUGGCUUACAGAGGGAACGGGCGAACGAGCUUGAGGACGAAAACAGAGAGCGGGAGUGUCUUCCCUCUCAGCCUGGUUAUCAGGAAGGCAGGUGAGGUUUCUCCUUCAGCUGCCACCUGGACCAACAGGAGAGGAAGAGAAGAUUUAGAGGAGGGCAAGAAAUGCAUGUUACAUUGGAUGCGUCAGGCUGUCACCCUCAGAAACACAAGGAGGGACAGAAGCAUGCCUCAGUGGAGAGGUGCAGCAGCGGCUGCUGACUGCCAGGCUGCUUCGCCUCGGUGAGGGCAGCGCCGCUGGAUCUCUGUCAGGAAUACCAAACAAGGACACAAAAAUAAAGAAGAGAGACAGCCGGCAAUCUUAUGCCAUGACCGAGACCAGGAGGAGGGGGGAGGCCCGCUGAAAUCAUGGACCAGGCUAAGGGACGGCGGGAUGGUCACUCCUCAGCCGGUGACAACCCUCGGCCGCCGAUGGCAACCCGGCCUGGAACGGGGGGUGUCGCUGUGGGCUGGAAGGGUCCCCGGACGUUGGUCCUCCAUAAGAACUCCCAGGGUUUCGGUUUCACCCUUCGCCACUUCAUCGUUUACCCUCCAGAAUCAGCCCUGCACACCAGCCUCAAUGAUGAGGAGAACGGUAACGAAAAAGGGUAUCAGAAAGGUCGCCUGGAGCCGAUGGACACCAUAUUUGUGAAGAAUGUGAGAGAGCGAGGCCCGGCCCAGCAGGCGGGCCUGUGCACAGGGGACCGGCUGGUGAAGGUGAACGGAGAGAGCGUUCUUGGAAAGACGUACACGCAGGUGAUCGCCCUCAUUCAGAACAGUGGGAGUGUGCUGGAGCUCUCCAUUAUGCCAAAGGACGAAGACGUGCUUCAGCUGGCGUACUCCCAGGAUGCUUACCUGACAGGGAACGAUCCGUACAACGGGGGAGCCGAGAAUCUCCCACCACCGCCUCCCCUCUGUUACCCACGCACCAAAACUGGAGCCCCCCUGUCCACCCACAUGGUCCAGAACCAGUUAGAUAACUGGAGUUGCUGGGCAAGCCCUUCCAGCCCUUCGUCACCCUUGGACAACCGAUCUGCUGUGGGCAGCCCAGCCAGCUGGCAGGAGGGGCGGGCGGGUGAGCCGGGAGGUGUGGGUCACAGCAGUCCAGCCCACCGCACAGAGGAGAUCCAGUACGGUAUGACCAGCCAGCAGCCUCAGGGUCAGACCAGGGUACGGUCCUACUCUUCUUCUUCUUCAUCCGGAGCUCCUCUCUCCAGCCCGCUGCAGGUCCACUACCCCAACCACCACAGUGCCAGCUCCUCUCAGGCUCCACAGCGCAAGGCCAGCUCAGCCUGGACCAGUCCACCCAUGCCUCAGGUCCGCCACGGCCGCACCGACCGGUGCCAGCAGGCGCUCUCCGACUGGUACUACAACCAGCAGCCUGAGCGCUCGGGGCGCAGCAUGCAGAUCCGCCACCGCAGCUACUCUCAAGACCGGCUCAGUGAACAUCGGCGGCAGCAGCAGCAGCAGCAGCAGCAGAGGACAGGGGGCUGGCCGCACAGCGCCUCCCAGGACACCCUCUUCUUACUACAGAAUCCAGGCCCACACGGAGAACCCCACUGGUCCAGUGGAGACUGGGAGGCAGGUCCUGGUAGGGGCCACCCUGCUCCUAAUUAUACUCGAACACGCUCUGAAAAUUUGCUGGCCCAGUACGAUCGCCACGGACGCUCGUUGGAGAAGUUGGACCAGGUUUCGGCAGGACUGGUCUUGCCUCGGUCAGAGAGGCAGCCGUGGUCUCAGCAGGCGUCUCAGCCACCCCACAGGACCGACGCAUACCCAAGGCCUAGGUGUUACACCGCCGGAGCACAAGCCCCGUCAGUGCCUCGACAGUCGCAACCCAAGCUCCAAACCCAGCAGGCCGCCCUUCAGAGCCGGCGGCUGUCUCCAGGGCAGAGUGUGGACGAGCAGACUGUGGGCUACCGCAGCUACAGCCCCUCUUUUUACCGCAAGACGGGACGCAUCUUGCAGCAAGCGCACUCUUUCAGGGACCCGUCUUACUCCGGUCCUCACUUGAACUGGAACCUAGCCCCUAAAACCAAACCCCCAGAGGGAUCAGCACCCCUCACUUCCUCCGCUUCGUCCCCGCUUGCCUCCGUCGCUCCUGAAUCCCAGGACCGAGCGUACAGGCCGACAAACCACGAGAGGGAACCGGUGGUGGUCGAGGGACAGGCAGAGGUCGUGGCGCAAACCCAGGAAGUGGUCAUGAGGCAGAAACCUCCCAUCGGGCGGCGGAACCCAAACAGGCAUCCACACUACGCCCUGCCCAUGGACGAUCUGGAGCCUGCUUUGUUUACUUCUGACCCCAAAGACUUGAGCAUCGCUCCUGGUCCCACUGCAGAUGUAGCCUCACGCAAACCAAACGGCAGCCUCGCCCCCCUCGCCUUAGAGGACUCUCUGGCCUCCAUCCCAUUCAUAGCCAUCACCGCCGAGCGCUCCAAGUCGUGCGACGAAGGACUCAACGCCUUCAGAGACGAAGGACGACCCUCAAGGCAGACGAAAAGAGUGAAGAGUUUCUUCACCGAUGGGUCUCUGGACAACAUCGGGACGGCAGAGGAGGUCCGCUCCAAACGUCACUCCACCUCGGAGCUUGGAAACAUCACCUACAGCGACGUGCGGCGAGAAGGAUGGCUGCACUUCAAACAGAUCCUCACAGAGAAGGGCAAGAAAGUCGGCAGCGGCAUGUGGCCGUGGAAGCGGGUCUACUCGGUCCUCCGCUCCCACUCCUUGUUCCUCUACAAGGACAAGAGGGAGGCGGUGCUCGGCAGCACCACGAUGGACGAGCAGCCCAUCAACAUCCGGGGCUGCCUGGUGGACAUCGCGUACAGCGAGACGAAGAGGAAGCACGCCCUGCGGCUCACCACGCAGGACUUCUGCGAGUACCUGCUGCAGGCGGAGGACAGAGACGACAUGCUGGAGUGGAUCGAGGUCAUCAGGGAGGGCAGCAAGACGGACAGCGAGGAGCUCGGUUUUUCCAGACAGGCCCUGAUCAACAAGAAGCUCAACGACUACAGGAAGCAGAGCCCGACGUCAAACAAGCCGGACUCGUCUCCCCGGAUGCACCGCAUGAUGCCGCCGUUCCUGCUGAAUAAAACGGAAAACGCGUCCGGAGCACCACGCUCCCCGAAACCAGAAGGCAAAGACGAGAGCAGCCCUCCGAAGUCUCCGUGGGGAAUUAACAUCAUAAAGAAGACGAAGAAGGCCGGGCCCAAAGCUUUCGGCGUGAGGCUGGAGGAAUGUCAGCCGGGUGUGAAUAACAAGUUCAUCCCGAUGAUCGUUGAGUUCUGCUGCGGUUUGGUGGAGGAGAUGGGUCUGGAGUACACCGGGAUCUACCGGGUGCCGGGCAACAACGCCAUGGUGUCGCUGCUUCAGGAUCAGCUCAACAAAGGCGUCGACAUCAACCCUGCGGAGGAGAAGUGGCAGGACCUCAACGUUGUUAGCAGUUUGCUCAAAUCCUUCUUCAGGAAUCUCCCGGAGCCUCUUUUCACCAACGACAAGUACAACGAUUUUAUCGACGCCAAUCGGAUGGAAAGCGCAUCGGAGAGACUGAAAACCAUGAAGAAACUGAUCCGAGACCUUCCAGAUCAUUAUUUUCACACCCUGAAGUUCCUCGUCUGUCACCUGAAGACCGUUGCGGACAACUCCGACAAAAACAAGAUGGAGCCUCGUAAUCUGGCCCUCGUGUUCGGGCCGACCCUCGUUCGGACAUCGGAGGACAACAUGAAGGACAUGGUGACGCACAUGCCCGACCGCUACAAGAUAGUGGAGACGCUCGUCCAACACUGCACCUGGUUCUUCACGGACGAGCUGGACAAGGACGAAAAGACCCCGGUGGACACCGAGGACGUGCAGCCGGCUCCAAACAUCGACCACCUGCUGUCCAACAUCGGCAGGACCGCUCUGCUCGGGGAGGCUUCAGACUCAACCAACAGUGACUCGGCUCGGAACAAGAGGUCGUGGGGGUCGAAGGACCUCACAGCCAAGGACUUCCUGGCUCUGUCCAUCAUGUCCGCCGUGACGGGACGCAAACGCAGGAAGCAACGGCGCAACGCUCGCCGCGUGGGCAGCAGCACCGACGACGACUCCGAGCUCGAGCCGACCCAAGCCGGACGCCCGGAGACGGAGGAGGAGGAGGAGGAGGCAGAAUCGCCCGUGGGAGACACUGCUCCUCGAGCAGAAGGAGAGGAGGAUGAGGAGGAGGAGGAAGAAGAGGAGGAAGAGGAGGAGGAAGCUGUAGGAGAGAAGCAGCAGGAGGAGGAGGUGGUUGUAUCGAACUGUAAAGAGGAAGAGGAGGUGGGAGGGAGGCAGACGGCCAUGUUGUUGCAGGAGGAGGGGGCGCAGGCGGAGGUGAAGGCGCGGCCCUGGCGAGCUCCAGAGGACGCCCGCUCCAUCGUGUCCGGUUACUCCACCCUCUCCACGUUGGGGCGGAGCUUGGGGUCGGAGGGCAGAGGCGAGGACGCCGACGACGAGCAGAGCGAGUUGGUGAGCGAGACGGACAACGAGAGCGGCUUCGCCUCGCGCUCGCUCACCCAGGAGAGGCCCAGUAAACAAACAACAACAACAACAAACACGCAGCCCGCCCCGCCCAGCUUCCUGUACUCGCACUGCAGACCCCCCAGCGCCGCUCCCGCCCCGCCCACUCCCGUCGCUCACACCCCCAACGCCGUGGAGCGGAGCGACAGGGGAGCGCGCUCCGCCACACCUUCCUCCUCCUCCGCCGCCCACAGGCUGCACUCGCGGCCCUCCUUCAACUCCCACAAGCUGAUCCAGUGCGACACGCUGGCCCGCAAGAAGCUCAAGUCCGACAAGUCCAGAACCCGGUCCCAGGACCUGCUGGAGUCUCAGGAGGAGGGUACUGGCUCCGGGUCAGAAGGAGCACCCAGACCGAGGAGGGACACCUCCAGAACCGACCCGUCCUCAGGCAGCAGCCAGGAGAGUCCGCGACUGUCCCGGUCCAAGCUCGCCCUGCCCCCCACCGAAGCCGCCUCCUUCACCCCGACCGGACCCGGCGGGAAGUCCCUGGCAGAGCAGGUCCGGGCCCGGCUGCUGAGCUCCGCCGACGACCUGCGCAGCGUGGGGCUGAGGAAACAACCGUCGCCCGAGACGCGCCGCAAGAAACGGGUGUGGCGCCGGCACACGGUGGUGGCCUCCCCGACGGAAACGUCCGAGAAGAGACCCCCGCUGACCCGGCUGCCCUCGCCCCCCCUCAGUCAGAACCAGGUCAAAGCAGACCGGCUCAUCCCGGGACCAGUACCACGCCAAAACCCCACCUCCAGAUUCCACGAGUACCUGUGAGCCGCAACGGACGAGCCCCCCCGCCGCCUGGAGACGCAGCGGUGGCGUCCCACAAAGGACAGGGACAUGAAGACAUGUCUCUGUGUCCUUCCUGUCUCGCUCGCAGCCGAGACCUAAAGGGUUCACGCUUCGGUCGAACCCGCAGCCGAUCGCUGAGAUCAAGGUGCUUCGAACUGGGUCCAUAAAAACGUCUCGAGUCUUGAAAAGCGUUUCCUGUCAGAGUUCAGCUGAUUAAUUUAUUUGGACCCGUCUUCCCGACCGCGGACACUGUCGAACUAAUUAACGCUCCGCACGUCUGCUUCCAGACGGACGACGCUCCGCUCCUUC
Nematolebias whitei (Rio pearlfish) is the source of this 5690-nucleotide messenger RNA. Its product is annotated as rho GTPase-activating protein 23. The transcript has 23 exons. The coding region runs from base 441 to 5363 and encodes 1640 amino acids. Gene Ontology annotation, molecular function: protein binding. The record is from RefSeq and is a predicted model, not a curated record. Gene Ontology annotation, biological process: signal transduction. Lineage: Eukaryota; Metazoa; Chordata; Actinopteri; Cyprinodontiformes; Rivulidae.